AGAGAAAAAUAAAAUAAUACUACCUCCGUCCCAGAGUAUUUGUCCACUUUUAUUUUUACACACCAUCCAAUACACUUCUUUAAUCCAUUUUAUCUUGUAAUUUGUAUAUUAAAAAAUUAUAGAAAUUAUAUAUUAAUAAUCUAUAUGUUAAGACAAAUCAAACAAGAUCACACAUGACUAUAUUUAGGCUUACACAUUGAGAGAAUUUGAUGAGUCAAACACAUUUUUAUGCUUCUAAUGUUUCCCAGUUUUUUUUUUUCUCUGAUUGAUUUAAUCCUCUGCAUGCAUGUCAUAAGAAGGUUUUGAGGAGUACGUAGUAGUACCUUAAUUCUCUCUUAUUCGUCCUAAAUAUAUCAAUGGCGCAAUUGCCCCCGCGGGCGCCGCCGAACUUGGCCGCGGCGCCUAUCUGGCAUGACUUUGCGCUGCAGAAGCCGUCGCCGCCGCCGCCGCUGCCGCCGGCGGCUUCAGUGGCGCCGUCGUGGGUGGACGAGUUCCUCGACUUCUCGUCUGCCAAGCGCGGGUCCCACAGGAGGUCGAUAAGCGACUCCAUAGCGUUCCUGGAGAGCCCGAUGGCGGAGGAGUGCCGGCGGCUGUCCACUCCCGGCGGCGGCGGCGGCAACGAGUUCGACCGGUUCGACGACGAGCAGCUCAUGUCGAUGUUCAACGACGACGUGGCGGCGGGGCUGACCAGCUCCAACACGUCGUCGCCGACGUCCGACCACAACAGCAUCAACAAUGACGGCGAGGACUGCAGUAACAGUUUCAUUAAGCUGAUGUCCGGCGGGUAUGAUCGACGCCGGUGCCAUAUGACGGCGGCGCCGCCGCAACAGCAGCUGAAGAGCGAGCCGGAGGAGGAGGAGAGCUCUUGUAAGUCCGAGGAUCAAGCUGCGGAUAAUAACUCUUCUGAAAAGAUUGUUGAUCCUAAACGAAUUAAGAGGAUAUUGGCGAACAGACAAUCAGCCCAACGAUCGAGGGUGAGGAAAUUGCAGUACAUUUCGGAGCUUGAACGUAGCGUUACCACCCUCCAAGUAUGUACUAUUAAUAUAUUGUUUCGUAUAUGAUUAUGAUUAUUAUUAUUAUUAAUGUGAUGUUUUUUUUAAUAUGAUGUUUUUUUUCAAAAUGAUGGGAAAACAAAAAAAAAAAGGCAGAGGUAUCGGUAUUGUCGCCGAGGGUGGCAUAUCUGGACCACCAAAGACUGGUACUGAACGUGGACAACAGUGUCCUCAAGCAAAGGAUUGCUGCCCUUACUCAGGAUAAACUCUUCAAAGAUGGUCUCCCCUCUCUCUCUCUCUCUCUCUCUUUUCACCCUCUUUUUUCUUUUUAAUUUAAAAAUAAAUGCUUAUUAGAUGAGUGAUGGAAAAUUUGAUUAGCGGGAGAAGAGAAAAGUGUGUUUAGGAAUAACAAUCAUAAUUAAAUGAGAGAGAUUUAACUAAAGCUACCUUUUUAAUAGGUUUCCUGAAUUCUGUUAAAUUGCUCACCAAGACGCAUUGAAGAGGGAGAUAGAGAGGCUGAGGCAAGUUUAUUACCAACAAAACCUAAAGAUUAAUACUAAUAUGGAUGGUGAGGGUGAUGAUGAUCAUGAUGAUGAUGAUGUUGAUGAUGGUAAUGGUAAUGGCACACAACCAACCCAUCAUGCUUCUUCUCCUUCUCAAAACAAAGAACAAGUUGCAGCCCAUUGAUUCACCACCUCCAUUCAAUUCAAGGUACAUUUCAUACUUCAUUCAAUUCCAAUUCAUAUUACUUCUUCCGUCCCGAUGUAUUUGUCCAGUUAAAUAUUUAAUACUCCCUCCGUUUCUCAAAAGAGUUCCUCUUUUGACUUUGGGGGAAAAUAAGGAAGUGUUAAAUUGUAGUUGACUUUCCAAUUUUGCCCUUGAUGUGAUGGGUAAAAAUAAGAUGUGAUAGUUUGG
Messenger RNA from Cuscuta campestris, 1907 nucleotides. The record is from the annotation of a GenBank genome assembly. NCBI's taxonomy places the organism in Eukaryota, Viridiplantae, Streptophyta, Magnoliopsida, Solanales, Convolvulaceae.